Molecule: messenger RNA, 4949 nt
Organism: Cyprinodon variegatus (sheepshead minnow)
Lineage: Eukaryota; Metazoa; Chordata; Actinopteri; Cyprinodontiformes; Cyprinodontidae
Gene: ptpn21
Product: protein tyrosine phosphatase, non-receptor type 21
Exons: 20
Coding region: 312-4019 (1235 amino acids)
Biological process (GO): protein dephosphorylation
Cellular component (GO): cytoskeleton
Molecular function (GO): protein tyrosine phosphatase activity
Source: RefSeq, a predicted model, not a curated record
GCUUGGAACUUUAGUGAACUGUUGGUCCAGGAGGCAUGGAGUUGUUGCGUUAGUUUAGAUCUGCGGACUAACUAUAGUCCAGUAAACUCUCUUAAAAUCAAGUAAUUGCCCUAAGACUUGCUUUCAGCGCACAUCGAUGACCAAAUCCUCAAGGAACUGAUAUAGUUCGGACUUUUAAAUCGCAUCACUUGGCUAACGGUCCGACAUUGACCAUCCUCAUGACUUGAGAGUUUCUCUGUGUUUGAGCGAACACCAGAAGGGAGUACUUCCUCUGGACGGGAAGACAACGCCACGUGUGAAACAAAUAAAUCAUGCCCUUGCCAUUUGGCUUUAAACUCAAAAGGACUCGAAGGUAUACUGUUUCAAGCAAGAGCUGUCUUGUCACUCGGAUUCAGCUUCUGAAUGGAGAGUUUGUUGAGUUUACUCUGUCUGUGGAGAGCACUGGACAGGAAUGUUUGGAGGCAGUAGCCCAGAGACUCGAGUUAAGAGAGAUCACAUAUUUCAGUCUUUGGUACUACAAUAAGCAGAACCAGCAGAGGUGGAUCGAUUUGGAGAAGGCGUUGAAGAAACAGUUGGACAAAUAUGGACUGGAGCCCACAGUUUAUUUUGGAGUUUUGUUUCACAUACCCAGUGUUACCCAACUGCAACAGGAGAUCACAAGAUACCAGUAUUACCUGCAGUUGAAGAAGGAUGUUCUGGAAGGCAGGAUCACAUGUUCCCUGGACCAGGCUAUACGUUUAGCCAGCUUAGCAGUGCAAGCUGAUUUUGGGGACUUCAAUCGAUAUGACUCACAGGAUUUUCUUCAGAAAUUUGCACUCUUCCCAAUUGACUGGAUUCAGGAUGAAAGGGUGUUGGAGGAGGCCACUCAAAAAGUGGCAGUUCUCUAUCAGUCGUACAGAGGUUUGUCAGCUCCAGAGGCAGAAAUGUUGUACAUGCAGGAGGUUGAAAAGAUGGAAGGUUAUGGCCAGGAGAGCUAUCAAGCCAAGGACAACACAGGCAUAGAUGUUACUCUGGGUUCCUGCCUUGAUGGAAUCUUUGUCAAAUAUAAAAAUGGACGUUCCCCUCUAUUAUACAGGUGGCACGAAAUUAAUAACAUGAGUCACAAUAGGUCCUUCUUUGGCCUGGAGCUCAGCAACAGAGAGGAGAGUGUUCAGUUCCAGACUGAAGACAUGGAAACUUCUAAAUAUGUAUGCCGGAUGUGUCUGGCCAGACUCAAGUUUUAUAAGAUCAACAAGAGUAACCUAGAGGAAUGUGUCCCCCUGCCUUCUGAGGGCUCCCAGAAGUCCCUUCUAACUCUAUCAUUUCCUCGUUUUCCAAUGCUUUCUCGUACAUCACUGCCUUCAGAUAAGGGCCAAACUCCACCAACGGGGGUCAACCAGGUCAGACGAAGAUCUUCAACAAGACUCUCUCUGCAAAAGCCACAGGCCUAUAUGAUGCCUCCUUCUCAGAUGCACUACAAUGGCCAUUUCACUGAGCCUUACACAUCAUCACAAGAUAACCUGUAUGUUAACAAUGGUUAUUACUACCACUCUCAGACCAGCCUGGACCGCUCUCCUAUGGAAUACAGCAGCGGAGGGCGUCUCCGUAACGGCAGCGUAUACAGCGCCCACAGCACCAGCUCUCUGAAUAAUCCCCAGCACCACCUACAGCCUUCUCCUAUGUCCUCCAACCCCUCCAUUACUAGUGACAUCACCAGACCAGAUUACGUUCCCUCUCAUCGCCACAGCGCCCUCAUCCCACCGUCUUAUCGCGCCACUCCUGAUUAUGAGACAGUGAUGAGGCAGAAGAACAGAGGGAUAGGGGGAGGAAUGGUUUUGUCUCAAGAACAUCGGCAGAGCCACUCCAUGAGGAAUUUGAACAUCGGGAGCUCGUACGCAUACAGCAGACCAGACCCGCUGGUUUACAGCCAACCAGAAAUCAGAGUGGAAUAUGGUGGAACGUCCCAACAUCACCAGUAUCCCUUUCAUCUUGGCUCCAGCUUCCACAGCCCCUCUCCGUACCCCUACCCCGCAGAGCGAAGACCCGUCGUUGGAGCCGUCAGUGUCCCAGAACUCACAAAUGUUCAGCUGCAACAGGCGCAGGAGUAUCCAGCCCCUAACAUAAUGAGAACUCAGGUCUACCGGCCUCCACCUCCUUACCCAUAUGCUCAUCCACGUCCUGCUAACAGCACUCCUGAUCUGUCUCGUCAUCUCUAUGUCAGCAGCAGCAAUCCAGACCUGAUAAUCACAAGACGUGUUCAUCACUCGGUUCAGACCUUCCAGGAAGACAGCCUGCCUGUUGCCCACUCUUUACAGGAGGUGUCUGAACCUCUUUUCAGCGGACCCCCACAUCGACAGCCAUACCAUGCUCAAAAACGAAACUCCAUUGAGAUCGCUGGUUUGGCUCACAGUCUGGAGGCAGUGAGAGUCAAAGAGAGAACUUUGUCCUCAUCAGGAGCAGAAGUAGCAACCCCUCCUCCUGUGGUGCAUGCUGGUCAAUCCCAGGGGUCCCAGCUAAACAUGUUUUUAGAACAUACCAAAACAAACGAGAGGGGAGAGAUAAAAGAGGGAGCACAGUAUGGACACAAAAAGUCCCUAUCUGAUGCAACAAUGCUGGUUCAUAGCAGCGGAGAAGAUGAAGAGUUGGAGGAUGAUGGUGGACGUCACACUCCUCUUUCACAGGAAGCAGUGUCAGGGAUUAUUCCGGAACAGCCGUCACAGCAGCAUCGCAGCCUGACGUCUUUGACCGCACAGCAACAGAUUCUGAAAGAACCACCUCCUGCAUACCCCAUAGGGUCUGCCCUGGACCCCUCUAUAACCAGCUCCUUGGUCUAUAAAGUUCACCCCCGCAUCCACAAAGGAGAGCCGCUUUACCUGCUGUCAGAUUUAAGGCAACCUGAAAUUAUGCCAUCUGUGUCAGAGGGGGACGGGAGCGAGCAUGACAAUCAAAAGCCCAAGAAGGACUUUGGCAAGGGGCCUGGGUUUGCUGUUCCUGCUGGAGGUGAAACGCUGGAGGGUUUACCUCCGCCGGGGAUGAAGAAAGGGUUUAGGUCAGAGGUGAGGAAAAUGGGCCCUCUGAAGCUCGCCCGUCACAAUGGCCUGUCGGUGUCCAGGAAAGUGGUGCAGAGCGAGGUCAAAGAUGAGCCAGAACAACCGUCCAACCAGGAGAAAUGUAAAUUGCUGGAGCAGCAUGUGGAAAUGGGGGAGCUAUUGAAAGAGUUCGACAGCGUCCCAAAGCGUCUUCCAGGUGGGGAGUGCACCAUCGCCCAGCUUCCAGAAAACAGGGAUAAAAACCGCUUCAUCGAUGUCCUGCCUUACGACAAUACGAGAGUGGAGCUGGUUCCCACUAAAGAAAACAACACGGGCUACAUCAAUGCGUCACACGUUAAGGUAACAUUAGCUGGACAGGAGUGGAGUUACAUAGCUGCACAGGGUCCCCUGUCACACACAUGUUCAGACUUUUGGCAGAUGGUGUGGGAGGAAGGUGUUGCCAUCAUUGCCAUGGUCACGGCCGAAGAGGAAAGCGGCCGAGAAAAGAGUUUCCGUUACUGGCCGAGACUCGGCUCCCGUCACAACACGGUGACCUACGGACGGUUCAGGAUAACCACGCGCUUCCGAACAGAAUCGGGCUGCUAUGCCACCACAGGGCUGAAGAUCAAAAACCUGGUGAAAGAACAAGAGAGGACGGUCUGGCACCUUCAGUACACAGACUGGCCUGACCAUGGCUGUCCAGAGGACUUUAAAGGCUUCCUCACGUACCUAGAGGAGAUUCAGUCUGUGAGGAGACAUACAAACGCCAUCAGUGACCCAAAGAACACCAACCCAGUGCUGGUCCACUGCAGUGCAGGAGUGGGUCGUUCAGGGGUUGUCAUCCUUUCUGAGAUCAUGAUAGCUUGUCUGGAGCACAAUGAGGUGCUGACAGUCCCAGAAGUCCUGAGGCUGCUGCGUGAUCAGAGGAUGCUGAUGGUUCAGACACUGUCGCAGUAUACUUUCGUCUACAAGGUCCUCAUCGAGUACCUCCGCAAUUCCCGGCUCAUCUGAUGGGCGACCCAUCGCGGAAUUCUGCAGAGAGGUUUUAUGGAAAACUGCUCCUAGCUGUUAAAGUGUGGAUACCAAAACCUGGACCCUAUUUUUGCCAAGUAUUAAAUAGGUUUUAUUCUAAGAAGUGAAAUGACAAUUUAGGAGACGAAAACGCCACAUGAAGAAAUUAAGACUGUGACCUGCCUCUUAACAGUAUUACCUGAAGAGAUUAUUUUUUUACAUACACAUUGUUUAAUAAAGCCCAGCACUUUGAUAGUACCAUGUAAGUACAUGAUGAAGCAAUACUAAGCUACAGAGGACAAACGUUCUAUUGUACAUGUCACUGAAACGGUCAUGUUUAUUUGAUGAAGGAUUAAUUACAAAUGGAUGCGUCUGAAUAAUAAUAAAAAAAGUCUCUAAAAAUAUUAUCUAUUUAAUUUGACUCUAAAAAUGAAACUCUAAAUGGAAAUAUUUCACAGUGAUACAUUUCAAAUAUUUAUUAGCCAACAGGUCAAAUAAAAUUCAGUUCCUUUGAAAAUUUUAAUAUUACCUAACGGCAACAAAAGUUGGCGUACAAAAAAAAACAAUUCCCACCUACUUUAGAUUUUAUGCAGUCAGGUCCUUAAGCAUUGAUUAUCAGUGGAGAGGAUCAGUCUGUGGCUCCGACGUAUUGUGGAAGCCCAGGUUGCUAUGGUAACAGCCUUAAGCUUUCUCCUCUUCCUCUUAACAUUCACCCCAUAAUUCCCUGCAGGGUGAUUUGCUGCCCAAACAUGCAGAUACCAGUAGUUUGGACAAAACCAAAGUUCUAUCAAUUGAAAAAGAUCUGGAUGCUUGAUUUCAAAAUAAGAUGCAAAAUGUGAUUUGCCUUUUUCAGACAAACAAUACAGUGUAUGUUCAUCACUGUUGCUUUUGCAUCUUUUUUGGUCAAAUUUCUUUUAAAAUACUCUGAUU